UACUCACAGUUGAGUAUAGCGCAGACACACAUUAAGCGCCCUUUAAACAUUAAGAUGGAAAUCACAUAGCGAUGUGGUAUUUAUAUGCUCGUUUUAAAUAAGCAAACGCGCCCCUGCAACGCGCCGCCUUGUGGGAGCCCCGGAGCUGCCUGGCAGUUACGCGGCCGCGCCAAGGACGCGCACUGCGCGCUUCCGCAGAGGCCACUGCGUUAAUCGAGUCAGUGCGGGAGAAUGUGUGGCUCGGCAUGCAGCUCACCUCGGAGACCCCGCGGGCGGCCGCGCUUCCUGCGAUGCAUGUAUGUGGUGGGAUUCAUGGACCUGUUUGGAGUCAGCAUGGUUAUACCUCUGCUGAGUCAUCACAUCAAGUCCCUCGGGGCCAGUCCGACGAUGGCUGGAAUAGUGGGUGCAACUUAUGGCAUUUUACAGCUAUUUUCAAGCACAAUAGUAGGCAGCUGGAGUGACGGCGUGGGACGGCGGCGCUCUCUCCUCACCUGUCUCCUGCUGAGUGCUUUGGGCUACGCCCUGCUGGGCCUCUCCACCAGCGUCGCCCUCUUUGUGCUCGCCAGGGUCCCUGUGGGGCUAUUCAAGCACUCGCUCUCGAUCUGCCGGGCCCUUCUGUCUGAUCUGGUGUCGGAAACAGAGCGCCCCCUGGUGAUGGGGCACUUCAACGCGGCAUCCAGCGUGGGUUUUAUCCUGGGCCCCGUGGUUGGCGGGUAUCUCGCCGAACGGGAGGGUGGCUUCUACACAUCCUCCUUCGCCUGCGCCACCAUCUUCGUCCUCAAUGCAGGCCUGGUCUGGAUCCUACCCUGGAACGAGAUUCCGGGCUUCGCUAGCAGUCAGGCCGCCCGGGGGGACAGGCCAAAGCAGGCCGUGAUGAACUGCUCAGACGGGGAGGGGCCGCCGGCUUCGGUUCUGCAGCGUGUGAGGGCCGUGGCCUCCUCGGACAUGUGGGACGUCUUCCUGGUGCGCUUCUUCAUGGCCGUGGCCAUUAUGUUGUACUACAGCAACUUCUCACUGGCCCUGGAGGAGCGGUUCGCACUGCGCCCCCAAGUAGCCGGGUACCUCAUCAGCUACAGCAGCAUGCUGGGGGCCCUGGCCGGCUGCCUGGUGGGUCCCGUCACUCGUCUCUACGGCAACGACAUGGCCGCCCUGCUGCUGCACUCCACAGUGUUGACGUGCGCCCUCAUCUUCCUGUACGCCACUGCACACAGCGUCUGGCACGUGGUCCUGAGCUCCACCUUCUUCGCCAUCUCCACCACCAUCGGCCGUACCUGUGUGACUGACCUGGAGCUCCGCCGGGGGGGCCCCGGCUCCAGUGGCACAUUGCUGGGGGCCGGCCAGUCCGUCACAGCUGUUGGCCGCGUGGUGGCGCCUCUGCUUUCUGGGCUGGCCCAGGAAGUGAGUCCCUGCGGCCCCCCAGGCCUGGGUGUCCUCCUGGCCCUCGCUGCUGUCUUGCUUCUCCUCAUCCGGACACCAAAGUGGAAGAAGGGAGGCAAAGCCAAGCACCUCAAACUCUGAGGUCCCGGGUUUUUGCUCUUGGGCUGGAUGCUCACACUCUGGAGCAGCUCAUACGCCGCGGGCUCUGUUAACCUGUUGGUCACCGAGUUGUCGGUAACCACCAGCGACAUUGGUCUCGUCUUCCCAACCAAUGGCAGGCAACGGCACAACCAUCUGAGCUGCUCACUCACCAAAUCACGUUUUAUUUAAGAAGCCUUUUCCAUUUCGAGUUGGUCCUUCAGCAGUAACAGCACAGCCUGUCUUCAUCUCUACGUCCCGUAAUGCACCACUUUUUCCUUUUAGUUCCAUUGAAAUACAUUUUUUUCUGCUACAUUGAUGGUGUCAGGAGGUUAUGCUGGAAUUACAACAUAGGUUUUACAUGUUCAUUUUUAUAACUAAUAUUCUGAUGUCAUUUGUUUUGUUUUGGUUAUUUAUUUUUACCUAUAAGCAUUUAUUUAUCUGCAUUUCUGAGCUGAAUAGGACCUGAAUGUCAUGAUCAGGUGUAUGUUUGGAGAAAAGUGUCACAGGACCAGUUGAUUUAAGAAAAAAAAAUCCUCAUUCCUGUUGAAUGUUUUUUACCUCAGAGACUCCGACAUGAACUACACAGCAAUAAGAUACUUAGUAAAUCUCUCAGAAGUCGAGAAAUAUUUUAGAUAAAUAGAUAUCAUGAUGGUGGAAUACUGUGGUCAGUGUACAGGGGACCCAUGCAGUGAGCGGCAGUGAACUGAAGCAGAUGACAUGAGCCAGUUAAUUAGUUUGUAGCUGGAAGUCUUGAAAAUGUCACCUAACAGGACUUCCGUGUUUUUCAGGUAGACCAAGUUCUAGAUGAAAUGUCGUCCUGCUGGAAUAAAGACAAACAGAUUUUUACAAAA
This is a messenger RNA of Paramormyrops kingsleyae, 2369 nucleotides long. RefSeq names its product major facilitator superfamily domain containing 9 (gene slc67a2). NCBI's taxonomy places the organism in Eukaryota, Metazoa, Chordata, Actinopteri, Osteoglossiformes, Mormyridae. The record is from RefSeq and is a predicted model, not a curated record. Gene Ontology annotation, biological process: transmembrane transport. Gene Ontology annotation, molecular function: transmembrane transporter activity.